Molecule: messenger RNA, 415 nt
Organism: Laccaria bicolor S238N-H82
Lineage: Eukaryota; Fungi; Basidiomycota; Agaricomycetes; Agaricales; Hydnangiaceae
Exons: 3
Coding region: 1-279 (92 amino acids)
Source: RefSeq, a predicted model, not a curated record
AUGGUGGUUUCUGUUGGUGGGAAAGGGGGUGUCGACAUCCCAAAUGGCCUAUUUGGUGUUAGGCUUGGCUGCUCAUUGUUGAAGGAUAGGUUCAUGGAGGAUCUAUUUUCGCAAGUUCAGUUCAGUCCAGUUUUUUGCCCCCAAAACGCGCAACUGUGGACCGAAACUGGUCUAGGUCCGACCCAGAUAUUGAGAGAACCAACCAAACCACCUAGGACUGGUCUUUUGCAGUCUAUGGAACUGAUUCAGACCGAUCUAGACCGGUUUUUUUGGGUAUAAUUUAUUAUACAAAUAUAAACCAUUCGUACCUCAACUAUUAUUACUCUGAAAAAUAAAUGGGUUAUAUACCAUAGUAAAGCAUGUAAAUGCCCGUCAUUCUACCAAUUUCUAAGAGAUUUAAUGAAGAUUUGACAUA